Messenger RNA from Oldenlandia corymbosa var. corymbosa, 2715 nucleotides. The record is from the annotation of a GenBank genome assembly. Lineage: Eukaryota; Viridiplantae; Streptophyta; Magnoliopsida; Gentianales; Rubiaceae.
AACAAAGGAACCCAAAAGAAAAAAAUUCAAGCCCUUUUGGACUACUACUGUUAAAACACACACUAGCUUCUGCACUUCACUUGAAGCUUCUAUAACUUCAAAUUUCCUUUUUUUCUGGCAUUUCAGUUGGAGAAAAAGCUCUAUGUAGCUUCUUAUAUGUAAUAACGACCCCCACCUCAGAGAAAGACACGUACGGCAGCAAACUGGAGUUGAUCAACGACCGAUGUGGCUGCUGCUUAUAUACCAUCAUCAUUAAUUUUUACUACCAAAGAAAGAAGAGAAAGAACAGAAGAUCAGUUGAAGCUCAGAUUGUUGUUGAGAUCGCCUGAUGAAUUCAAGAAUUUGAAGGUACAGUAAUUAUAAUUUGAUGCUUAUAUCUUUCGGGGUUUUUUUUUUUUUAAAAAAAAAUUGUUUGGGAUUUUUGUAAUCUUGAAGUUAAUCAGUGCUAGAAAUAACUAUUUAAGCUAGCUAACUAGUAGUCUCUUCAUAGUUAAAUCUUAUUUGAUGCUGGUUCUUUUCUUUUCUUUUUUUUUUUUUUGGCGGGGCCGGGUAUACGACUGUGAUGGGGAAUAAAGGUGUCUUAUAUCUUCUUUUUUUUUUGUGAUACUUCUUUUUGAAAAACGCUGGAAAAUUGAUUCCAAGUCCUAGGAUUAGUUUUUACUUUCUUUUUUUGGUUGUUUUCCCAGGAUUAAGUACUUAUGCUACAUAAUUAGUACGAGGCCGAUGAUAAAUCUUUUUUAAGCCCAAAAGUUUCCUUGGCAAACGAGCAAGUGAAAUUACUUUGGUUAAAGCACAUCAGACAUAGAAAGAGAGAAAGAGAGAGAGAGGAUUAUUGCAAAACCUGAAAGUUAAUAUAUAUUGAUGGUUAUGUCAGAUUCAGAUAUGUUAUCUCAGGGAGAAGUUGAUUCUCCAAUGGCUUCAGAUCACCAAGCAAGGAAUAAUCAUGGUUUCUCAUCUCUAGGCAGACAGUCGUCAAUUUAUUCACUCACGCUGGACGAGUUCCAGAACACCUUAUGUGAGAGUGGCAAGAACUUUGGAUCCAUGAACAUGGACGAGUUCUUGAACAGUAUCUGGACAGCCGAAGAAAACCAAGCGCAAGGCACCAAUGCUGGCAUUUUAUCAGCCAACAACAAUCAUCAGCCACAUGCUGUCCAGUUAGCCCUGCACGAAGCCAACCAGAAUUCAGAUCAAAAGUGCACGAUUGCCAGACAAUCUAGCCUGGCAAGGCAAGGAUCACUUACACUUCCAGGAACUCUGUCUAGGAAAACAGUGGAGGAAGUAUGGGCAGAAAUUCACAACAAUACACAAGAAAAGCAGCCCAAGAACACUGAUGAUAAUAACAAUGCCGGGAAUGCACGGAACCCGGCUGGGUCAUCUUCUCAGCAGCAGAGGCAAAUGACUUUUGGAGAAAUGACGCUGGAAGAUUUCUUGGUUAAAGCAGGGGUUGUUCGAGAACAGUGUCAACAGGCAGGUACAACAUUGCCACAGCAGCAACCGCAGCAGCAGCCACCGGCAGUGGCUCCAGCUCCGGCACCGUAUGGUAGCUUCUAUCCGAACAGCAACAACCCUGUAAUUGGGAGCGGAGGUUACAUGGCAAGGCCUGUUAUGAGCUUAGGUGGUGGAACUGUACCCGGAUAUCAGGCACUGCCACAACCCGGUGAGGCACCUGCAGCAGUUUAUCCCAUCAGCAUGAAGAGAAGUGGAGGAGGAUAUCCAGCUCAUGCCCAGCCCCCGCCACCACCAGCGGCAGCAUGUUUUGGUGGUAGAGUUGGAAACGGGGGAAGCGGUGGGGGAUAUGGGCAAGUCCAGGGGUUGGGAUUGGGUUCGCCGGUCAGCCCAGUCUCAUCCGAUGGGCUGUGUGCUAAUCAAAUGGAUGGAGUGAAUCAAUAUGGGUUGGAUAUGGGCGGAAUGCGAGGAAGUGGAGGACGGAAAAGGAUUAUAGACGGCCCAAUUGAGAAGGUGGUUGAGAGGAGGCAGAGGAGGAUGAUCAAGAAUAGGGAGUCGGCAGCGAGAUCAAGAGCAAGGAAGCAAGCUUAUACAGUAGAGCUGGAAGCUGAACUGAAUCAGCUGAAAGAAGAAAAUGCUCACUUGAAACAGGCUUUGGCUGAAGCCGAGAGGAGAAAAAGACAACAGUGUGAUGAGACCAAGUUAAAAGCUCCAUCAAGAACACAGAGAGGGAAUGAUAAAUUUAGGGUGAUUAGGAGGACUUCUAGCUGCCCCUAUUGAUGAGUUGAAUGGAAUGGGAAACAGGUGGAGGAGGAAAACUGUAAAUGAGAUGCUGGUUGCUGCUGCGGCCCGAAAAGAUUUGAAGCGGAAAGUACCACUUGCGAGGAAGGCCUUAACCCGGGCAGCGUGUGCGGCUUCUGCUAAUCUCGAAUUUUAGUAUUUUGCCGUAGUUUGAGGCAUUAUUGAUGUAGCAUGUUGAGAUGGGGUGGUUAUAUCAUCUGAUUACGGUGGGUUUGUGCUUUUCAAUUUUGUAGUGGCAUAAAUUUAUUGUAUUGUAUUGUAUUGCUGAGGUUGUGUUGAAAUUCUGGUAACUCAAAAUCCCGUUAAAUGGCACCUGUAGUUGUACAGCUACGUUGUAAUACGAGUAGCCAUAAUUCUAGUUUAAGCACUGAAUAAUUGAAAACUCUACACAACUUGUAGCCGCAAUACUAGUUCAAAUGAAAGAUCAGCUUAAUGAAAUAAAAUUGUUCUCAUUAAGUAGUACCUGUG